Molecule: messenger RNA, 2091 nt
Organism: Lingula anatina
Lineage: Eukaryota; Metazoa; Brachiopoda; Lingulata; Lingulida; Lingulidae
Biological process (GO): regulation of transcription by RNA polymerase II
Molecular function (GO): DNA binding; DNA-binding transcription factor activity, RNA polymerase II-specific
Source: RefSeq, a predicted model, not a curated record
CUAUUGCAAGGAGCAGCGCUGUCGUUUAAACUCACAAAAAGAAGGGAGUUUAGUGUACGUUUCAGGAUUCAAUCGAAUGUGCUGAACGAUAAGUGUAUACCAAGGAAAGAAAAACAUCGGCGAUAAUGUUUCCUGCCAUUGUGGCUCCGUCAGGGACGAUGUUCCAAAAUAGCAUCUUGGUCAAGCCGGCAAGUUCGCCGCCGGCUGGACAACCGUAUUCAGGGGGUCUGUCAUCCUCUUUCCUGGUGGAUAACCUUCUAGGAGCCCAGAGAACCCCUCCCCAGGGACCGUACGGGGUCAUACGCUCUCCACCUGUGACAACGGUGAGCGUACACGACCGCAUUUACUCUAUACCACAACUCGAUCGCGGCUACCACAUGUACGCAGACAAACUGAGCUGUAACCUUUCUCCCAGACCACUUCAUCAGUCCCCUGCCAGUUUGAAGACACAAGGUAAAGAUGUACAGCAGGAGGAAAAAACACAAUCCCAGGUCGCACACGGAGACAGUGCGCGUAUGAGACACAACACAGACAGGGAGUGUAGCAAUAGUCGAGCUCUUAGCAAUAACAAUAACAAUGGCAGCAAUGAUCGCGAUGCUAGCAGUAGCAGCAGCAAACAUGUUAACAGUGCCAAUGAUAAUACGCGUUUGAAAUUUGGAGUGAACGCAAUUUUGUCUCUUCCUUCGAAAGCAAAAGAACCCAAAACCAGCAUUAACGGUGCUUUUUCCAGCUACCACCCAGUGCCUCCAGAUUUCUUCCCUCUUCCAGAGCAUUUACAGCACAAGUCCCCCUAUGGUGGCUACCCGGUGAGCCUACCCUACACACCCUAUGCUGGACAUAUACACUACGCACCCCACCCCUACCCACACCCCUCGCCGCCAAUCUUCCUCAAGAAUCCAUAUCUGUCCGGAGGGAUGUUGCCUCUGCCGAAUGCACUGUCCAUACUGCAGGGGAUGCGAGGCAAGCCCCGACGAGGGAUGUUGCGGAGAGCGGUGUUCUCGGAUGCGCAGCGGAAGGGGUUGGAGAAGAUGUUCCAGAAACAAAAAUACAUCAGUAAACCGGAUCGGAAGAAACUGGCAGCAAAGUUGGGACUGAAGGAUUCACAGGUAAAAAUCUGGUUUCAAAACCGAAGAAUGAAAUGGAGGAAUUCCAAGGAGCGCGAACUGAUGUCAGCCGGGGGGACCCGAGAGGCGACCAUUCCAACACGAAACAACCCGAACCCAGACUUGAGUGACGUCAGUGACAAAUUACAAGAUAAAUCAUUACCUUCUCCAACAUCAGAAGAACAAAUCACGGACAGGACAUUGGCUGUGAACUGUCUGUCUUCCUCUGGGGAGACUCAAAAAUAUCCGCUCCCUGGCAGCGCUAGUCUUGUGACGUCAACUAAUGACGUGGACAGUGACGAGUUGCUGAACGUCACAUCUGACUCUGAUGACGAUGAAGAUGAAGAUGAUGUUGAUUGCGAGGAAAUGGAAUACGGUCCUGCAACCUAAAUUAAAGUACAUUUGUGGCUUUAUGCGGAGUAUUUAUUUUACCUGUUUUAUCAGCAAGAAUGUGCUUCCAAAAACAAUAGUUUGCAUAUUGUUGAAUAGCAUUAUUUUUUAUCCAUUUUGUGUUGAAUCAGAACUCAAUGCCCAUUCAGCUUUAAUAUUAUAUAUAUUUAAAAUGUAAAUUAAUGCCAUAUAAAUUUUAAGUUUCUUUUUUUAAAGUUUACUUUACCAUUAUCCAUUGAUCUUGUUAAGUAAAACAAAAUAUUAUAGGUUCAAAUGUUUAGACACGCCAAGAGAAAUAUGCUAAACAAUCAUCAAAAUAUAAUAACAUUGGUUAAGCACUGGUAGAUUCCCGAACAUGGGGUAUGACUUUACCGAUUAACUUGAGAAAUGAAUGACAAGUAUUCUGCCAAUUAAUGUUCUAAAUAUUCUUUAAGAUUCUCCCUUCUUUAGUUUUUUCUUUCAACAGCAGUAUGAAACCUUUAGUGCAUUGUGUCGUCUGCUUAACCGUGUAUCCUUGUCGUAAGUGCCAUAUGUAUAUCUGCUGCUCUGAGGUGACAUGCGGGUUAUGAUUAUUAGUUCUGAGAACAUUAUCCACAUU